Molecule: messenger RNA, 2946 nt
Organism: Symbiodinium natans
Lineage: Eukaryota; Dinophyceae; Suessiales; Symbiodiniaceae
Source: the annotation of a GenBank genome assembly
AUGUGUAGAUCCCCAGCUCCUGAGUCCGAGUCCAAGAAGGCUGCUAUUGCGGCGCAAGAAGCAAGUGUCGAGAAGUACAUGCCAGGAAGCAGCACGGCGUUGGGGCUCUUUUUGUAUCGCUGGAGGAGCUUGCUAUGUUGCGUGCACUAUCUGGCGCGGCAGCCUCUCACGGCGGACUGCGUCGUGCUUCUCGUACGCUUUGCAACCAUCCUGAAGAGUUUGGCUAACUGCAUCAGUCCAGGGGAGGACGUGCUGAGAACCAAAAGGGAGAUGAAAAGGGCCCCUUUAAAGGCCUUCCGGCGCGAGGUGGACAUGCACGACCAGCUGGCCGAGAACAACGAAGCGCAGAGGGCCAGCGAAAGACUGGCCAGUGAGCUGCAGUGGCUCACAAAGCAGGUGGAGAGAGAAGGACACCACCGCCUACAAGAGAAGACCAGCGAGAUGCUCAAGACGCUGGAAGCCGAAAUAGCGCCCUCGCUGCAAAAGCAGGCGCGGCAAAUUACCACCGAGCUCCAGGCUUCGGACAUCGGGGAGGUGGAUGAGAACGCCGGAAAGUCGGAGUACAAGGAGAUGGCGCCUCGCAAUGUCAACUUGAAGGAGCUCUCGGAGCGUCUCGGCCUCUUCCGCGGUCUGGACCUCUAUGGCGCGGUGGGCGAGACCAUGAAAACCCCGGUGGUCGAAGUGAAGACGGACGAGUCUGCCGCCUUCGACUCCAUGUUACCUCUUGUUCCGGAUGAGGAGACCUCCGAGAUGACGGUUCAGUGCGAGUCGGCGCAGGCCAUGUCAAGCGUCGAAAAGUUCGUCUCCACCUGGGGCACAUCAUCCUUCGACAGCAGUCGGAGUGAGCUGAACGCUGCCAUCAGCGCGUCAGCUCUGGGUGCGGACUUCGAGUUUGGCGGGUCCUACAGCAAAGACAAGAGCAAAGCUCGAAGCCAGACGAAGAAGGACUCGAAAACUCAGGAACAGACCAGGGAGACCAAGACCUUCGAGAAGGUCCGGUACUUCAGCGAGCCCAGAGCAUUGGUCAAGAUUCCUCCAGAGAUGCUGGAGCCCACCGAGGCGUUUCGGGAUGCGUUGCGGGAAGCCUCGGACGAGAUGGUGGAAUUCAAUGCCGGGCUGCCUUUCAAAGAUCCCGAGGCCAUGAGGCCCGCACGAGAUGACGCGGAUCGAAUCGCAAAAGCGAAACGAUAUGAGGCCUGGACGGAAGGCGAGAAGAAGAAGGCAUAUCCUGGACUGGUGGCGCCCCUGCUCGCUGAGUUUGGCUCCCACGUCUGCACGAAUGUCCUCCUGGGCGGCUACUGGAAGAUUAAAGCCAAGUUCUCAAGCGACUCGAAAAUCUCCGUGAACCAAAUCUCGUCGAUGGCUACAGAGGCCAUUGAGGAGGCCGCAUCCUCGAGCAAAAGCCUCGCUGGCAGCGCCUCGGUGGGCAAAGGCAUCGCAGGACAGAUCAUGAAGUACAUGGGCGUCCCGACCGGGAGCUUCUCUGCGCAGUACGGCAGGGCCAAGCUCCAUCAAAACUCCGAAUCCCACGCCGAAGCAUCGAGCACGGACGAGUCGACCAGCGAGCAGAGCUCGGUCAUGGACGUCAUGCAGGAGUGGAAGGGUGGAAUCAGCGGGGCUCCGGCUGCAGAGUGGCGCGAGAGCUUGCGCGACAGCGAGAACUGGAAGUUGAUUGAUCGCUUCGUGGAUCAGUGCUUCGGCAUCUGGGAGUGGAUUGACGAGAGCUAUCACGUGGACCUCCCGAAUGCCAUGAAAUCGGCCUGGGCCGACAAGUUCGUGGACAGCCUUGAUUGGGGCAUGAAGGAUGAGGCCAAAGAGGACAUCAAGAAGGCUUUGUCCAGCCACUACGAGGGCAGCCUCUUCGUUCACCUUCAGCAUGCAUGCAACAAGUUGAGUGGCGUGCUGAGCAAGAGGACACGGCGCUGCGUCACCUUCGAGGCCGGGUCAUGGAAACUCCUCGGCUACAUGCCCCUGGCGCGGCCCUUCGAGGAGCUGCGCCUCCACGCCUUCGCCUAUGCGGGCUGCAAGCAGCAAGCCGAAGGCUUCUCUGCGGGCUUGGCCGAGGGCUUCCUCUUCAGCGACACAGAUGAGGUGGAAAAGGAUCCUCCCCCGUCUAGCGAUGACUGGAGCGUCAAGGCCUGGACGACAUGGUGGGGACGCCUCUGGGGAUCUGGCAAGAAGCUGCACUACGGUAAGGUAGAGCAGAACAAGAUGACGACCUUCGCCAUGAGGUGUCUACGUGGGACUGGCAUGAAGCAGUUCCCGAAAGAGAGGAUAUCGAUACAAGCCGAGAAUCUGACGAGGGCCUUUGAGGUCUAUACCGAGGCUCAAACUGCGUGUCACAACCGAAACUACGCGGCGGGCCUCUCUCUGGGAGAUCUGGGGCUACUUUGCUUCGAGCCCGAGAUUGUGCACUUCGAGUACAUGCUCCUGAACCACGUGCCGAACUCACCGAACAUGACCUGGCUCGCCUUGGAAGCAGCGAACUGGUGCAGAAGCAAAACCUGGGACACCGGCUUCCCGACAGAAUUCCACGAGAGCCUGGAUGGACAUACUCAGAAUCGCGAAGUGGCAAACACUGCCGUGCUGAACAUGGCCUGUCUUGGCUUGAAGCUCCCGCCUGAGAUUCAGAUGGCGAAUCGCAAGCGCCGGAGAUUCGAAGUUACAACAUCGACGACAAGCACAACGACAACGACAACAACUACCACGAGCACUACAACCACUACAACUACGACGACAACAACCACAACAACCACAACCACCAGCAGCACCACCACUACUACGACCACCACUACGACCCCCGCUACGACCACCACCACUACCACGACCACUACGACUUCCACCAGAAUCACAACCACAACGAAAACACACUCUGACUAUUAUCGGAGGCGCGUCCCAGUUUCGCAGACCGACCGGCGGCGCACGCGGCGGCGGCGCCGGCGAUGA